Messenger RNA from Venturia canescens, 1688 nucleotides. Its product is annotated as decapping and exoribonuclease protein-like. Gene Ontology annotation, molecular function: mRNA 5'-diphosphatase activity. The transcript is spliced from 5 exons. NCBI's taxonomy places the organism in Eukaryota, Metazoa, Arthropoda, Insecta, Hymenoptera, Ichneumonidae. Gene Ontology annotation, cellular component: nucleus; cytosol. The coding region runs from base 286 to 1365 and encodes 359 amino acids. The record is from RefSeq and is a predicted model, not a curated record. Gene Ontology annotation, biological process: NAD-cap decapping; nuclear-transcribed mRNA catabolic process.
GAAUGUCCGUACAUCACACAACUUUAACCAGACAUUAUUAACAGUUUAUUUAAAAAAUAUCCUCCCGCGUUCAUAAUCAGACAAAAUAAAAACGUGUUCUUUUUACGUUUUCAAGAAAAUCGAAAAGUUUAUCGUUUUUCAUAUGCGGGGAAUCCCCGAUUUGUUUUGUUAUUUUGGUUAGCCAUUCGGUAGAACACGUCUCCACCAUAACCACAUAACCAUAAUAAACAAUCAGCUGAUUGUCAGCAAAAAACCAGAGAGGAGCAGUGUUUUCGAAAGAGAAGUAUGGAGAAUCGCCGAAAUUUUGGAGGACCGACGUACCGUCCUCCGAGUCGGAGAGUUGGAUCACGGUCUAGGAUUCUUGGUUACUACAGUGUAGAUGCAGAUAGAAAUUUUACACCGGACUCAUCAAAACUUAAGUAUUUCAAUCCUCCUGAAAGCAAUCUUGUCACUUUUGAUCUGGAUGACGGUCGAGAGGAAGCGGAUCCAAGUAAUGGCAUAUUUCAGCAGCCUGGUAUGUCACGAACAAUACAAUGGAUAGCAGCAAAUCAGAGACACGUCAAAAUGACGCCCAACAGUGAUCGCUUGAUAUCCCCACAUUUCGUAUGCAACCUUGGAUUGCUGUCACGUUUAAUGACUGCUCCUUAUACACCAAACGAAUGCUGGAGAAUAUGGGCUGGAAAAUGGAAAGGAACCAUUUAUCUGCGCACUGACAAAAGUAUGCAGCAAAAACCUUCCGAAUUCGAGUUGAAGUUUGGUUAUUGGGGGAACAAAUUCCAGCAAUAUAUAACAUCAGAAUCCCCUAGUAAAGCUCCAGACACAUCGAAGCCAGUUGUGGAAACAGAGGAGUUUCGUUGUGUCUAUCAACAUCAAUUUUCCAAAUAUUCUGUACUAUUUUCGGCUGUAAGAAAAGCAGUUAUUUCUAAAGAAAAACUCUCAGAUCCGUUACCGCUCCACAAGCUCAAGUUCAUUGACUUGAGAACAAAUAAAAUAAUAGAGCAUGCAGGACACGAUAAAAAUUUAAAAAAAUACAAGUUUUUGCAGUGGUGGGUAAGAGCUUACCUCACUAACGACGACAAAGUUUUGUGUGGCUUCAGGGAUGAUAAUGGAGUCGUCAGCAUUUUGAAUACGUUCGAAACUCACCAAAUGGUUAAAGCGUCAAGGAAUUUUUGGAAUCCAGAAGAAUGCAUCAAGUGUUGUGAUACACUUCUUGAAAAACUCGCAGAAAUUGUCAUUGACGAUUCUGAUGAAACGAUUUACGAGCUCACCAGAAAUUCGCACGAAGAAUUUGAUAUCAAAGAACUAAAACCUUCGGAUGAAAAUCGUGUUCCUCCAGAAUGGUACAAGAAUACCAUGAGCCAAUGAAUUCGUGUGUGAAUGACGUGAAAUGAAACGUCUUGUACGAAUUUAGAAUUUUUAUGACUUCUCAAAGAACAACCAAUAAUCUGCCUAUUGAUGUAAACAUACAAGAAAUAUUAUUUUUUCAAUAAACUUACGAAUAUUGGCUCGAUACGUGUUCGAACACACAAUAAUUGUACGUUAUAACAAAAAUCAGAAAAAAUUAUUCAGUGAAUUAUUCAAAAAUGAUCUUUUCGAACGCAAUUAUAAGAAAAAUACUUGAAUUUUUUGCGCAUAGCAUUUUUGUAAAAGUGUUAUUUUUAAUAAAAAAUGUGUUGUGCAUUCUCAAA